This is a messenger RNA of Purpureocillium lilacinum, 252 nucleotides long. NCBI's taxonomy places the organism in Eukaryota, Fungi, Ascomycota, Sordariomycetes, Hypocreales, Ophiocordycipitaceae. The record is from RefSeq and is a predicted model, not a curated record.
AUGGAUGAGGCGCAAGGAGAGUUUUUACUCACAAUUGCUGUCUCGCAAGUCUGGUUUUGUCCGCGCGAGGUUUCGUCCGGUCUUCGUGCCUUGCAGCAGGCGGUCCGAGGAAGCGGGAUGGAUGAUGAGGCGGCGGCGGCGGCGGCGCAACAAAGAGGCUGGCCCAAGGGUGGGAGGGAGGAACAGACGAGAGACACAGGACGGGCCAAGAAGGCAGAAAGCGCUGGGGGGGAGGCGGGCAGACGAUUGUGA